Messenger RNA from Oryzias melastigma (Indian medaka), 9538 nucleotides. RefSeq names its product glutamate receptor, ionotropic, kainate 5 (gene grik5). Gene Ontology annotation, biological process: synaptic transmission, glutamatergic; monoatomic ion transport; modulation of chemical synaptic transmission. Gene Ontology annotation, molecular function: kainate selective glutamate receptor activity; transmitter-gated monoatomic ion channel activity involved in regulation of postsynaptic membrane potential. The record is from RefSeq and is a predicted model, not a curated record. Bases 2313 to 5504 code for a protein of 1063 amino acids. NCBI's taxonomy places the organism in Eukaryota, Metazoa, Chordata, Actinopteri, Beloniformes, Adrianichthyidae. The transcript is spliced from 22 exons. Gene Ontology annotation, cellular component: postsynaptic membrane; plasma membrane; kainate selective glutamate receptor complex.
GAGAGAGUGAGGGAGAGCUGAUUAGAUUGGAGAGAACCAAGGAGGUACGGCUAUACUAUUGAGCAUGGGGAGAGGCAGCAGGGAGGGUGACUAAGUGAAUGCAGUUUGCCGCUGCUUGCCACUGAAUCACGGCUGACGAGUCCACAGACUGGAGCUAAAUCAACAAAUGGAAACAGGAAGACUGGAUGUACGCUGGACGUAUGGGGAGGAGGAGGAGGGACGGAGGAAGAGUCUGCCCUAAUGUGCUUCUAUCUCUGCAUCAGAGACAACAGUGGGAAAUCCACAGGGAAAAUAGCGGACAAGUCAUUUUGGAGCUGUGAGCCGCAACAGAGUCAACUGUGGGACUGGCUGGGAUUUGGAGUAUGAGCGCAUGCCGGUGUGUGAGUCAGUGUGUAAGCUGAUAAUAGCAUCUCCAUUGGUAUUCAGUGGAGGGAGCUCCAGGAUCUCGCUGCGCCUUUCCUCAGAAUGGGAUCACAGAGCAGGGAUUGUGCUUGUCUGAGGAAAGCUCGCUGAAAUGGGUCUGAAGGCUUGCAGAGAUGGACACCAAACAGGCUGCAUGGGAGCACACCGAUCAGCAGCUAGCUUUCCCCACCUGUCUGCCUCUGCCGUCUCCUCCCACAAUCCUCCCAGAGAGGGCUGAGCCUCCAGAGCUGAGGCAGGGCUAGCCAGGAGCCGCCUGCAGGAGAUCAGACACAUUCCCCUUAGUAGUGGACGUAUAACAAGCCUAUAUGUUUAGCAUACAAUUAAGCUCACUAGAAUGUGUCAGAACUGAAAUAUCCUGCAGUGAUGCCUGAGCAAUUGUACACAGGGACGUGUAUGGAUUUGUCAACCGGAAAUCCUUCUGAGAUUACAAGACUUUGGUUUCACACCUCAGAGCUGGGUCAUUUUUUUUCCAGAUAACUUUGUGGGCAAAAGCGAGUAAUUGAAAAUCCACCCUCGGGAGCCCGUCUUUUAAAAUUCCUGGUGGGGGAGAAUGGAUUUUUCUCUUUUUGCUUCUUUAAAGGAACAAUUUCAAAAUGCCCCGUUUAUCCAAAGUUUCCUUCGUUUUCCUUUUCAUUAAGUCUCUCUCUCAUUGUGGAGAAAUGUAUUGUCAAGCAGCACAAUUUCUCUUUAUCCCCUCUCAGUGAACGGAAAAGAAGAGGGACAGGGAGUCCAGAAUGGGUAACAAGUAGGGAGGAAAAAAUAGGUCACAAAACACACUAUCAGGAAGAAAAAGAAGAAAGAAAAAGAAGCACUGAAGUUGAAAAAACUUAGAAGUACCUUGAUUUGUCCUUUUGUAGAGCGGAGUCUCUUUGUAUUUCGUCAGUGUUGUCUUGCAGGCGAGUUAAUGCAAUGAGCAGGGGAGGGUUCAGGAUUCCACCUGGAGGGGGGACUUAAGCAGUAAGUGAUGGUCAUGUCCUCUCUGCACCUGCCUGCUUUGCAUUUCGGUUCUUGGGAAGCAGACGAUCUGAAGCGUGGCCCGGUAGACAGACGGCUGCACCGAAUGACAGACAAGCUCUCAGGCUGAAAGUCAGACGGAGAAGACGAGCAGAAAGCCAGGCAGUCAGCCAGUGCUACCGCUGCACAACUUGUGAGGUUUAUUGUCAUUCUGCACAGAGUGAAGGAAAAGGCUAAAGAAGAGGAGACAGGAAGAGAGUGUCUGUUUCUUCUGGUGACUCGCUUCUUCAUCUGCAUCCUGGUUCCCUAAGGAGACAAAAAAAACAGGGAGAGGGUUUUUACUAUACAGGUUGGAGAGAAACAGAGGGGGAGAGCAGGUGUCGGAAAUCCUCCCCUUCAUCUGCUUGUCAUUUACUCCUUUAUGCUCUCUCGUCGUGUGGCACAGUGAUUGAUUUUCUGCUGCUGGCGCCUCUUUUCCUGUAGGCUCUCUGCAGUCCCAGACAAAACAAUAGACGAGGAAAAUACAGCAAAGAAGGCCAAAGGUGGAGCCCUUCUUGUUUUUUUUUGUUUUUUUUACUCUCUUCAUUUGUCAAGAUGACCACUUCUUGAAGUUAAGAGAAGAACUUAAUCUGCUUCAUCGUCCAUCACUGGCCAGCAAGGAUUAUCUUUUUCCCCCCUCUCUACAAUUCAAUAUCUGGAUUCCUUCUCCACGUACAUUUUUCCCCCAAAGAUCCAGAGUGUAAAUUCAUCUGACCUUCCUUCUCCAACGUCCUCCACCUUUUGAAGAGGUGCUAGAACUCGUGGUCUCAGAUCUCGGCACCUGUGUUGAUUCACGGCCACGGCUCCAGCAUGGCACAUCCCUUCUGAUACCGUCUGAUUCAUUCUGUGGCGGUACAGGCAGCCAGCAGACCGUUCUCCAUGAGGAGCAGUAGAAGAUGCCGGCUCUGCCAGCACUGCUGCUGUCAAUACACUUGUCUUUCCUGCUAAUCACCAUGCCGCCACGCUCCCUCAGUCAGGCACCUCUUCUCUCCUCUGUCCGCAUGGCGGCAAUCCUGGAUGACCAGUCUGUGUGUGGGCGAGGCGAACGGUUGGCGCUGGCUUUGGCCAGGGAGAACAUCAACAGUGUGAUGGAGGGUCCGGCCCGGGCCCGCGUGGAGGUGGACAUAUAUGAGCUGCAGAAAGACUCUCAGUACGACACCACUGACACCAUGUGUCAGAUUCUACCCAAAGGUGUCGUCUCCGUGAUCGGUCCUGCCUCCAGCCCCGCCUCUGGCUCGACAGUCAGCCAUAUUUGUGGUGAGAAAGAGAUUCCUCAUGUAAAAAUUGGUCCAGAGGAGACUCCCCGCUUGCCAUACCUUCGCUUUGCCUCAGUCACCCUGUACCCCAGCAACGAGGACCUGAGUCUGGCCAUUGGGGCCAUCUUGCGCUCCUUCAGCUACCCCUCUGCUAGCCUGGUCUGCGCAAAGGCCGAGUGCCUGCUGAGGCUGGAGGAACUGGUCCGCCGUUUCCUCAUCUCACGGGAGACGCUGUCGAUCAGGAUGCUGGACGACAACCUGGACCCCACGCCGCUCCUCAAGGAGAUCCGUGACGACAAAGUAGCCACCAUCAUCAUAGACGCCAAUGCUUCAGUGUCCUAUCUCAUCCUGAAAAAGGCAUCGGAGCUGGGGAUGACAUCCGCUUUUUAUAAGUACAUCCUCACCACCAUGGACUUUCCUCUCUUGAGGCUUGAUGACAUAGUGGAUGAGCAAUCCAACAUUGUUGGUUUCUCUAUGUUUAACACCACACACCCCUUCUACCUGGAGUUCAUCAGGAGCCUGAACCUGUCCUGGAGAGAGGGUUGUGAUCUAACGUAUCCCGGCCCAGCGCUCUCCUCGGCGCUGAUGUUCGAUGCGGUGCACGUGGUGGUGGGGGCGGUGAGGGAAUUGAACCGCAGCCAGGAAAUUGGAGUGAAGCCACUGAGCUGCACCUCACCUCAGAUCUGGCAACACGGGACCAGCCUCAUGAACUAUCUGCGGAUGGUGGAAUACGAUGGCCUGACGGGGCGCGUGGAGUUCAACAGCAAAGGUCAAAGGACCAACUACACCCUGCGGAUCCUGGAGAAACACAGAGGAGGCCACAAAGAGAUCGGGAUCUGGUACUCCAACAACACUUUAGCGAUGAACUCCACCAGCCUGGAUAUUAAUGUCUCAGAAACGCUGGCAAACAAGAGCCUCAUUGUCACAACAAUUCUGGAAAAUCCGUAUGUGAUGCGUAAGGACAAUUAUCAAGAUUUCCAGGGCAACGACCAGUACGAGGGCUUCUGCGUGGACAUGCUGAAGGAGCUGGCAGACAUGUUGAAGUUCUCCUUCAAGAUUAAGCUGGUGGAUGAUGGGCUGUAUGGGGCCCCCGAGCCCAACGGCUCAUGGACUGGCAUGGUUGGAGAGCUAAUCAACAGGAAAGCAGACCUAGCUGUGGCGGCCUUCACCAUCACAUCAGAAAGAGAGAAAGUUAUCGACUUCUCUAAGCCCUUCAUGACCCUGGGGAUCAGCAUCUUGUACAGAGUUCAACUGGGCCGGAAGCCAGGUUACUUCUCCUUCCUCGAUCCUUUCUCUCCAGCUGUCUGGCUCUUCAUGCUGCUCGCCUACCUGGCAGUCAGCUGUGUGCUUUUCCUGGCAGCAAGGCUAAGUCCAUACGAGUGGUACAACCCUCACCCAUGUCUGCGAGAGCGCAGAGACAUGCUGGAGAACCAGUACACCCUUGGAAACAGCCUGUGGUUUCCUGUUGGAGGCUUCAUGCAGCAAGGAUCAGAGAUAAUGCCCAGAGCCUUGUCCACCAGAUGCGUCAGUGGUGUGUGGUGGGCGUUCACUCUCAUCAUCAUCUCUUCUUACACGGCCAAUCUGGCGGCUUUCCUGACCGUCCAGAGGAUGGAGGCUCCCAUCGAGUCUCCAGACGACUUGGCCGACCAGACCAAUAUCGAGUACGGGACCAUUCACGGAGGGAGCACCAUGACCUUCUUCAUGAAUUCCCGUUAUCAGACCUACCAGCGGAUGUGGAACUACAUGUACUCCAAGCAGCCCAGUGUGUUUGUGAAAAGCACAGAGGAGGGAAUCGCCCGUGUACUCAACUCCAAGUAUGCCUUUCUGAUGGAGAGCACUAUGAAUGAGUAUCAUCGCGGCCUCAACUGUAACCUCACACAGAUCGGAGGCCUGCUGGACACCAAGGGCUACGGCAUCGGCAUGCCACUGGGAUCUCCAUUCAGAGAUGAGAUCACUCUGGCCAUCCUCCAGCUGCAGGAGAAUAACAGGCUGGAGAUACUGAAGAGGAGGUGGUGGGAGGGAAGCCAAUGUCCCAAAGAGGAGGACCACCGUGCCAAGGGUCUGGGCAUGGAGAACAUUGGGGGCAUCUUUGUGGUGCUGAUCUGCGGUCUCAUCAUCGCCGUAUUUGUGGCCAUCAUGGAGUUUGUGUGGUCGACGCGUCGCUCAGCGGAGACUGAUGAGGUAUGCCCCCAUACCUGCCCUCGCCGACCCCGCAGACACACCCCAGUGUCUGUCUGUCAGGAAAUGAUCACAGAGCUGCGAAACGCCGUCUCCUGUAAAAAGACUUCCCGUAUGCGCCGGCGGCGGCCUCUGAGCAGCUCGGCGGCAUUGCGCCAUCCCACCCGCAUCGCUCUGGGAGCCCCCCGACCCCUGCGUCUGGUCCGGGAAAUGCGGCUCAGCAACGGCAAGCUGUACAGCGGCGCUGGCCCUCUGACGGGAGGGUCGGCAGGGACAGAUCUGGGUCCCGGACCACAACGGAUCCUAGACGAUCCACUAGGUGCCAACACCACCCCACCUCCGCCUGCCCCCACCCCGGUGUUGCUGCCCAGCCGCAGCUGCACCCAUGUACGGAUCUGCCAGGAAUGUAGAAGGAUUCAGAGUUUGCGGUCCGGCGGCAGUAUAGGGUCAACGUCAACACGAAUACCCCCUUCGUCCGCCCCCUUGCCCCGGCUACCUCCACCCCCACUCCCAUCCUCAUCCAACACAGACAGUGAGGGGGGAGGGGGGCCCAGCCCCAGGCGACGGCAUCACAGCCCUCCGCUUCACACGCCUCAGCCCAUUCCCCCCCCACAGAGCAGCGCCAACACAGACCUGCUGGGGGACCAGGACUGAGCGGAGAAGAGGCUUCGAUAAGUGAUGUCACUGUGGGACUCGUGCUGCUAUGAAACCUGUAUUUCCACAGAAAAAUUAACGUUUUUAAAUGAGGUGAAAAACAUUAAUAACUGUAGGAAAUGAAUCAAUGGGACAGGACCAUUUCUGCAGGUCUGCAGAUCCAGAACUGACUUGGACGAUCUGCAUCUCUGAGGAAAAAUUCAGUUUGAACAAACUGGAGUGGAAUUGCACAUGACCAAAGGAUGUUGUCCUUUGGCUUUUUACCGCUGUCUGACUUCCCUUUCAGACUCCAAUGUGCCGGUUUUCAUCCACUGACACUUCCUGGAAGCCAGCUGGCCCUUUGGUAAGAAGAUUUCUUCUUGCUGGAGGACAUACUAUGUUUGUAUGUGAUUGAAAAAAACAACAGCAGCUAAAAAGACUUCCAGAGAAUUAUUUCCUGUUGUUUGAUUUCUUUUGUUGUCCUUGGUUUGUUACUAUUGUUCUAAGUGGGAAAUAAAUACAGAUUAUGUGUGACACUAUGGUGGAUCAUAUCAUGACUACAGCUCAUUGUGUUCAGGAGUUUUGUGUCCCUCCCCCUGCCCCAGAGCGGCUCUGACAGAAUCAGGGAAAUUUGAUUAAGUGACAGCAAAGUUCAUAUUGUUGCCGCCUCUAACAUUUGUGUGCCUUGUAAUUCUGCGUCGAACUUCUAAAAUAAGAAGCGUGUCCUCUGCUGCAGCGCCCUUCUAACAAUGUUAGAUAACCAGAAAGCCACAAAAAAAGGAAGGCAGAACUACUGUAGCAAUAAAAAUGUAAAAUUAAUGCCCCUCGUUAUCCAGAGUAAGGCUCGUCAAGCCUUUCUGCUCUUUUAUUUCUCCCUCCUCUGUUCACACAGUGAAGGGAAGACGGAGAAAGUGGGUGAGCCAGAGGGGCAAGGAGGCGAAGAACUGAGAGAAGAUGGAAAGAGCUAGCGAAUUCGAAUGCGAAAUCCUAGCCUGAACUAUUUCCAUUAUUAGAUCUGUCCUGAUCUGUUAAUUCUGGGCAUCUUUUAAGGGCCUUCAUGCGCCAACAGGCUGAAACUGUGGCCCCCUGGCUCACCGUUCACCAGAGUGAUUUGGCUGUCCACAGAGCUAACUCCUGGCAGAAUGAAAGGGAAACCCAGCCUAGUCAAUGCUGUCUGAAGCUUUUUGAUCGUUUAUUUAUUAUCCUUACUGGGAUUCACUCAAGAAAAGGACGGAUGACGGUGCUGAUGAAAGAGAUCCUAGAACAAAUAGCUCUUUUUUUCCCACUUCAACUGCAAAGGAAAUGUCAGCUUAAUUAUGUUUCUACUUUGCUUCUCAACUGGGUUUUAAAAUCCAGCCAACACUAUCUGGAAUUUAUAAAACAUGCAGGAACGAGCUGCAGCAAUAAAGCCGACUUCCUGAUACAGUUUUGGUCUACAGAGUACCUCUAAUCCAGCAGAGGAGGGAGUGUCUGGGAAGGAGAUGGUUGCAGGUUUGACGUUUGCAUUCAAGACGAGGUUUCUGUGGAUCCCACUGCAUAGUUUACAUGCUUGAUCAGUUUUAGGUUUGGGUGCCUGUGUCGAUGUCUCACUCCUUUUUUUUUUUUCUUUUUUGUGCCCUUCAAGCGGUUUCCUAAAGAGUUUCUUCAAUGCACAAGGGUGCAGUUUCCAGCUUGAAGUGUAUUUGCUGUGACAGAAUGCUAUUACCACAGUAGGAGUGCUUCUUAUUCAACCAUUUUCCUGGUACAUCACAAAAUAGCAUCCACUUUAAUGGAUCAGACCAAUCUUUUCUGACAGAAAAUUGUUAUGUAAAGACCAGUACUCUUUGGUGCUGCUAAUGUCAUGUCACUGAUUAUCAUUUUUCAAAGGGUACAAAAACUUUUGAUGCCGUCUUCCAUCUUCAAGUGAUUCCACACCUCAUGCCCUAUGAGCCUCUCCUUUAUUUUACCAUUGUGGAACAUUAAUUCCUAGAAAAAUACUAAAUCGAAUAGCCAAUACAUUUUUAACAAUGUGCCAGAUGCACUACUAAAGUCAAAACUUCAGUUUAUUUUAUAUUAGUCCCACAUACGCCCUCCGUUUUAAGAGAACUUAUCUGUGCCUGAAAAUAGUCCCUUUCAAUAUAUUAAAUUAUUACCAUGUCUGUAAUAUCUGCUGAAAUUUGAUGUACCCAGCUGUUUUAAUUUCAUCUUUUUAAAUGGAACUAGACUUUUGUCUGAUUUAAAGAAGUGCUUUCAGAGAUAACAUCUUUCCUCUUUCAAUAUUAGCUUCUGAGCCGCUCAAUCAUCUCAUUCAUGCAAAUGCGGCUUUGCUGCUCUUUUUUUGUCUGUGAAUAAGUGAAACUGAUCACUUUAAUGUUUGUUGAAAUUUGAUAAUUACACAGAUACAGUUCAGAAACCGGCAGCUUUUUAAAAAGCUGUUUGCUCGUCUUUCGCAAAUCUCAUUAUCUUAACAUUCAUGCACGUGCAUGCGCUUGAUAUCCACUCCUGCUUAUAUUUUAUAUAGAGGUUAUAGAAGAGUUAUAGAAGAGAGAAAGGAUUUUGUGGUGAAAUUGAGUGUGGAAGGGGGACCAGAACCCCUACAUUGUCUGUAGCUAAUGAGAAGAAUGAUCUGUAUGCGGAAUUGAAAUGAUCAGGAAGGAAAGACAGAUGUGCAGAUGGAACAUGAAACAGAGGCUUAAAGCGAUGCAUGAGCCAGCUUUCAGCUGAGUCAGCAGUCAGAGGUCAGAGAUCUCAGAAGUCACAUUUACAGCAUCUUCCAGAGAGUCAUCCAAAUGUGAGCUGCAGUAACUCAAAGCACAUGCUGUCAAAUGAGAGCAUGGUCAAUAAAAAAAAAAAACGAGACAACUCUAACCUUUCUGCUGAUUGUGUUUUUGUCAAAUUGCCUCCCACGUCUCAUUAACAUUGUGUACCCAUGAUUUUCCUUCAUGCAUAAUUUUACCACCCAGCAGGUGGCGGCCGAGACUGCCUGUCAAAUUGCUGCUGCUCUCCGUUCAAUAUCACUGCAGGCUGGUGACUCAUUGCUGGUGGAGCCUGUUUGUCAUUAAGUUUCCUAAGUAUUCCCAUUUGCUUCCACUCCUCUUCAAAAAUCUAUUUUGUUUUGGACAGAAAGAGAAUUCCAGUUUACCUUCCAGCAAAACCCUCCUCUCAGGAAAUCCCUGAUUUAGUUCAGGGUGCUGCCUUUUCUGAACUGUAUCAUAUCAGAGCGUCACCUUUCAUCAGCCAAAACACAAAGAAAAUGUGAAGUGAGCAGCAAAGCUAGUAGCUGUGAAAACAAUACCACUGCACUGUGGAGUCUAUUGUGCAUUUUGCAGUGAAGCAUAUUUGUUGACACCUUUGUGCUGCAGAUAAUGAGUGAAAGCAUUGUUUGCACAUGUUUGGCUUUUUGUCUAGAUGUCACACCGGCUGCAUUUGAAGCUUCUCUCUGUGUUUCUGUUUACUUCUUUCUUUUUGUUCAGGAUGCUGACGAGACAACACCAGCCUGUUUCCAAGCCGCCACAGCACAGACGUGCACAAACAAUAGCCGACUUAUCAAUCAUAUCUCUAUCGCUGAGUAUUUUAGCGAGCAAAGUCUGAAAGCUUAACAGUUUUUGUGCGCAACGUCUUUAGAUUUAUGUAAAUUUCUCAAACCGUCUGUGGCAUAAAGACGCAUAUUAAAGCGGAUGUCUGCAGCUUAAGUACUUAAGAGUGACAAACUAUUAAUGAUGAGAAGAAAAAACCCCAAAAAACCUGUGAGGGAAGGGGACGGUCACAAAACGAUUGAAGUUGAGUGUCUGAUGUGUUAUUCAACCAAGAAAACACAUCGCUUUCCUUUUGUUAUUUUCUUUGUUAUAUUUUCAGAUUUCUAUGAUAGUGCUAAAUGGAUUGUUUAACUUGAUGAAUAAUAUAAUGAAAUUGUUAUUAUUGCUAUUAAAGAGCUGCAGGCUCUGCUGUGUGCGUGUGGGUGAAAGGUUGGAGAAGGGGUGUUGCAAUGAAGUUAAACCGAUGAUCUUCAGAGAGGACGACCUGUUUGAACCUCAAGACGCACAAAGUUCUUUUUUUUAAUAAAAACUUGAACAUUG